Caenorhabditis briggsae is the source of this 2871-nucleotide messenger RNA. It is a transcript of the gene Cbr-gcy-1, whose product is annotated as Protein CBR-GCY-1. The record is from RefSeq and is a predicted model, not a curated record. The transcript has 14 exons. Gene Ontology annotation, biological process: protein phosphorylation; intracellular signal transduction; cGMP biosynthetic process. Lineage: Eukaryota; Metazoa; Nematoda; Chromadorea; Rhabditida; Rhabditidae. Gene Ontology annotation, molecular function: guanylate cyclase activity; protein kinase activity; peptide receptor activity. The annotation marks the transcript as partial.
GCUGCCGCCGAGACCAAUCAAACCGGCUCUGUUGGUUGGUCGGUGUGUGGUGGUGCCGUCCCGUUAGCAAUUGAACGUCUCCGCCAAUUCGGAUUUGUGGAAAACUUUGAUUUUGAAUACAUUGUCGAGUACACCGAAUGCGAUUUGGGAAGUGUGGUUCGAGCGGGAAUGAAAUUCAUCAAAGAGGACAAAGUGGAUGUGAUAAUUGGUCCACCGUGCGCUCAAGCUCUUCGAACAAUGUCGAUUUUAGCGUCGAAUUCCCGAAAACCCGUUCUUGGAUACGGAUUUGUUAGUGACUCGGAUCUCUCAGAUGUCAUACGGUUUCCAUAUUUGACUACGGUAUUGCCGAAUUCGCAAAUGCUCGGUUUUGCAGUUGCAAAAGUCCUCCAACAAUAUCAUUGGUCCAGAGUUGCCAUGUUAUACUAUCAAAGUGACAUACAGUACUGUUCAAGUGUUAUGACAGAUGUGGAAUCGACCCUAAGUGAUCCGGAAGCAGAUUUCGAUGUGAAUAUUGUGAUAAAAGCGGAAAUUUAUUUGAAUGAUAACCAGACGACAGAUAUUGUGCUACAAUCGGUGAAGAGCCGCGCGAGAAUAAUCCUCUGGUGCUCUCAAACUGCUUUUGAGAAAAGGGACUAUCUUUUGAAAAUGUCUGGUCAUGAUAUGAUAAGUGAUGAGUAUGUGCAUAUAAUGCUUUCAAUGAGGAAUAUAGCGUUUGGUGUUCAAUCUUCGUUAGGCAAAAGUGUGUUUUCCCAAUCUGGCCUCACCCCAAUCUGGGAAUCAUUCUCUGAGGGAACCGAUGGUUUCGAGUCAAUUGCCAAGCAGGCGGCUCAGCGGAUGUUGGUGCUCGAUGUGAAUUCUGAAGUCACCGAUAAAGCAUAUUUGCAUUAUAUGCAAAAUAAUAUAAUAAGAGCUGUCAGAGAAGCGCCCAUGAAUUGCUCAACAAUGGCUUGUAUGAGUGCAAAUAAUACAGUCAUGGGAGCUUACGCACGUCAUCUGUUCGACGUCGUCUAUUUAUAUGGCGUUGCACUGACGCAUACGAAUUCCACGGAUCCUGAAGUCUACUCUAAUGUUGAUGUGAUAGUCCCCCAGUUUAUAACUUCGUUUCAAGGAAUGACAGGAGAAGUUAAAAUAUCAACAAAUCUAACAAGAAUGUCAAUUUUUCAAUUAUACGGAUUGAAUGAACAUUAUGAUCAAGUGGCUUAUAUCAAUUUUACAUUUCUCAAUGAGAAAAUGAACGUCUCCUUGUUCUACAAAGACGAGGGUCCCACCGUAUGGCACUUCUACAGUAACCACAGGCCUUUGGAUAUUCCAAUCUGUGGAUUUCUUGGAAAAUCCUGCCCAGUUUCGUUUUUCCAACAAUACCAACUUUUGAUAAUUGUGGCACUUGUCGUAAUUAUCCUAAUGCUAAUUACCCUAAUCAUCGGCUGCUGUUUUAUCAUGUCCAGUCGACGGGCUGAGCAAUUAAGAAUCAAUUCGGAAUGGCAAAUCCCGUUUUUGAGUUUAAUGGAACCGGAAAAUCGCAAAAACGCACAUCACACCAGCAAACGGUCCCUACAAUCCGCCCAGACUGGGGAAUCCAAAACUACGGCAGUUAGUGAUUUUUGUGAGAAUUACACAAUUAUGAUCUACGAGAAGGAUAUGGUGUUAACGAUGAAGUAUCAAUAUAUGAAUUUAACAAAAUCGGAUAUGGAGAAAUUUGUGAAAUUGAGAAAGUUGGAACAUGAGAAUCUCAACAAAUUUAUCGGAUUAUCGAUUGACGGAUCUCAAUUCAUCUCGGUCACUAAACUAUGUUCCAGAGGAUCCCUUCAAGACAUUCUGUCUCGUGGAAACUUCUCGAUGGAUUACUUUUUCAUGUUUUGCAUUAUCAAGGAUGUUGCGGAGGGUCUCAACUAUCUCCACAAAUCCUUCCUCCGCCUCCAUGGAAACCUCCGUUCCGCCACCUGUCUUGUAAAUGACUCCUGGCAAGUGAAGCUCGCCGAAUUCGGAAUUGAAAAUCUUGUCGAAAAUGAGAUCCCACCCAAGAAACGACUUUUGUGGGUCGCCCCAGAAGUGCUACGUGGCUCACUUACAGUAUCCCAAAUGGAUCCGAGUGCCGAUGUGUACUCAUUUGCAAUUGUUGCCUCGGAGAUAUUGACUAAAAAGGAGGCAUGGGAUUUUUUGGACAGGAAGGAGGAUUCUGAAGAAAUUGUGUACAUGGUCAAAAAAGGGGGUGUAUUUCCGAUCCGCCCAGAACUUAUCACCGACAUUCCUGAUGUGAACCCAGACCUCACGGAACGCCUAAAAGCUGGUCAAACCGUGGAACCGGAGGGAUUCGAUUCAGUGACCGUAUUCUUUUCGGAUGUCGUCAAAUUCACACAACUAUCUCAAAAGUGUUCACCGUUUCAAGUGGUGAAUUUGCUCAAUGAUUUGUACAGUAAUUUUGAUACAAUCAUCGAAGAGCACGGCGUUUAUAAAGUCGAAUCGAUUGGUGAUGGAUAUCUUUGUAGUUUGCAAUAUUCCAGACAAGUAGCGGAACGCCUAAAAGCUGGUCAAACCGUGGAACCGGAGGGAUUCGAUUCAGUGACCGUAUUCUUUUCGGAUGUCGUCAAAUUCACACAACUAUCUCAAAAGUGUUCACCGUUUCAAGUGGUGAAUUUGCUCAAUGAUUUGUACAGUAAUUUUGAUACAAUCAUCGAAGAGCACGGCGUUUAUAAAGUCGAAUCGAUUGGUGAUGGAUAUCUUUGUGUUUCUGGACUACCCACUAGAAAUGGUUAUGCACAUAUUAAACAAAUCGUGGACAUGUCCCUUCAAUUUAUGGAAUACUGUAGGAAAUUUAAAAUUCCACACUUGCCAAGAGAGCAGGUCGAAUUGAGGAUUGGUGUUAACAGUGGU